Molecule: messenger RNA, 2069 nt
Organism: Toxotes jaculatrix (banded archerfish)
Lineage: Eukaryota; Metazoa; Chordata; Actinopteri; Toxotidae
Gene: cstf1
Product: cleavage stimulation factor, 3' pre-RNA, subunit 1
Exons: 6
Coding region: 180-1475 (431 amino acids)
Biological process (GO): mRNA 3'-end processing
Cellular component (GO): mRNA cleavage stimulating factor complex
Molecular function (GO): RNA binding; protein binding
Source: RefSeq, a predicted model, not a curated record
GGAGCAUACUCUUUGUUAGUUGUGCAGCAUGAGAACGCCCACGUUAGAUACUUUUUGUGGUGCUGUUAUGACCGAUAAAGUUUCUUUCUGUUUGUAUUCAAGCAAGUUCUGAUAAAAAGGAGAGGCACUCCGCUAAGUUGUCAGCAUUGACGGUCAGGUUCUGGUCAAUCUGACCCAACAUGUAUCGCCCCAAACCAACUCUGAAGGACCGGCAGCACCUGUACAAGCUCAUCAUAAGCCAGCUGCUUUAUGAUGGAUACACCAACAUCGCCAACAGUCUCAUCAACGAGGUCAAACCACAGAGCGUAGUGUCGCCCUCUGAGCAGCUGAUGCAGCUGGCAAAGAUAGGGAUGGAGAAUGAUGACAGUGCAGUUCAGUAUGCCAUCGGGCGCUCAGAUACAGUGGCACCUGGAGUGGGUAUCGAUCUGGAAUUUGACGCCGACGUCCAGACCAUGUCUCCGGAGGCAUCGGAGUAUGAGACCUGCUAUGUUACAUCUCAUAAGGGUCCGUGCCGUGUCGCCACAUACAGUCGAGAUGGUCAGCUGAUUGCCACCGGGUCCGCUGAUGCCUCCAUCAAGAUCCUAGAUACUGAGCGCAUGCUGGCCAAGAGUGCCAUGCCCAUCGAGGUGAUGAUGAAUGAGACAGCACAGCAAAACAUGGAGAAUCACCCUGUGAUCCGGACACUGUACGACCACGUCGAUGAAGUCACCUGUCUUGCCUUCCAUCCGACUGAACAGAUUCUAGCGUCUGGCUCGAGAGAUUACACCCUUAAACUGUUUGACUACUCAAAGCCCUCUGCAAAAAGAGCAUUUAAAUAUAUACAGGAAGCAGAAAUGUUGCGUUCAAUAUCCUUCCACCCAUCAGGUGACUUCCUGCUGGUGGGAACGCAGCACCCCACCCUCCGCCUCUACGACGUCAACACCUUCCAGUGCUUUGUGUCCUGCAACCCGCUGGACCAGCACACAGACACCAUUAGCGGCGUCAGCUACAACCCCUCCGCCAACAGCUACGUCACCUGCAGCAAGGAUGGCAGCAUCAAGCUGUGGGAUGGUGUCUCCAACCGCUGUGUGACCACCUUCGAGAAGGCCCACGAUGGCGCAGAGGUCUGCUCCGCCAUCUUCUCUAAGAACUCCAAGUACAUCCUGUCCAGCGGCAAAGACUCCGUGGUGAAACUGUGGGAGAUCUCUACGGGCCGGACGCUGGUCAAGUACACAGGUGCUGGUUUGAGCGGCCGUCAGAUGCAUCGCACGCAAGGCGUGUUCAACCACACAGAGGACUACGUGCUGCUGCCUGACGAGCGCACCAUCAGCCUGUGCUGCUGGGACUCUCGCACGGCCGAGAGGAAAAACCUGCUGUCUCUGGGACACAACAACAUCGUCCGCUGCAUCGUCCACUCGCCCACCAAUCCCGGCUUCAUGACCUGUAGCGACGACUUCAGGGCCCGCUUCUGGUACCGCCGCACCACCACAGACUGAGACACAUCCUGGUUCCAUGUUUCCACUCUAGCACUCUCCUUUUCCAUCUCACUCCCCUCACCCCCCCACCCCCCUCUGGCGGAGACCCCCACUGAAUGCUGGACUCUUCUGUCUCUGAGACUGUCCGACUCUUCUGCUGGACUCCACGACCUCACUGAUCUUUCUUCUGAUCUGUGGCAUCUUUCAUUUUUAUUUAAUUCGAAGCUGUGCAUUAGGAUUUGGGUUCGAUUGAGGGAAUUCUUUACUAAAAAAGACUUUAACUUCAGUGAAUAUCUUCCUGUUUUGAUUAGUUGAAUGAAUGAUUACUGCAAACAAAACCCAUUUAAGUGUCUGUUUGGAGCCUUGACUGUUGUUUUAUGUUAGAGUCGGAAAAAAAUGAAUGAAAGCAGCCACACUUUGUGAAUGGUACACUGAACUUUUCUCUGAUUUAACUGUAAGUCUGACCUUUAAAACUCCUUUUACAGCUACUCGGAUCUCAAAUUUCUGUUUAAUGUCGUAAUUGACCACAGAGUCGGGUUGUUGUCGUUCCCACUUUUAUACUUUGUGCAAGUCCUUUGUUGUAAGUGAGAUUUUUUUAUUAAAGAAUUAAAAGGA